UUUAUGAGGGUGCAGAAAAAAAAAAAAAAGACUUCGGGUCAGGGAGAAUGUAUAAAUGUCCAUCGCCAUCGAGGUUCUGCUAUAUUUGAGAAGCUGAAGCGACUCCAAGGACACAGUUCACAGGCUGAUUUUGCUUCUCAGCUCCAAAGUUCGGAUUGAUCUGGGGACAAUUAUUACGCCUCUGCGGCGGAUAACUCAGAAGAGAGCCUGUGAAGGAGGCAUCGAGGGGGCUCAUAUCGAGACCUGCAUCCUACCUCCCCGGCAUGUGCACUGCGAGGUGUGCCAAGUGCCUGGGCAGCACCCUCAUUCCCCUCGCUGUGUCUGGCUUCCUGGCUCACCUCCUGCUAUUUUUCCCUGGAGGAAAAGUGAUAGACAACAAUGACCACCUUUCUGACGAGGUCUGGUAUUUUGGAGGAAUAUUAGGAAGCGGGGUCUUGAUGAUCUUCCCUGCGCUGGUGUUCUUGGGCCUGAAGAACAAUGACUGCUGCAGGUGCUGUGGCAACGAGAGCUGUGGGAAGCGCUUUGCGAUGUUCACCUCCACAAUAUUUGCUGUGGUUGGAGUCUUGGGUGCCGGAUACUCAUUUAUCAUCUCAGCUGUCUCAAUCAACAAGGGUCCAAAAUGCCUCAUGGUCAAUAAUAGCACGUGGGGCUAUCCCUUCCUGGACGGGAAUUACCUCAGGGACAGUGACCUAUGGAGCCAGUGCCAAAAGCCUGACAACGUGAUUCCCUGGCAUCUGACCCUCUUCUCCAUCCUGCUGAUCGUAGGGGCGGUUCAGAUACUUAUCUGUGCCAUCCAGGUGAUCAACGGCCUCCUGGGGACCCUGUGUGGAGACUGCCAGUGCUGUGGCUGCUGUCAGGGAGAUGGACCAGUCUAAACCUCCAUGAUUAGCUGCUCUAACUUAAUGGUGUGUGAGAAGAUAACAUCAACCUUAUUCUUCUCUUCUUGGGAUUGCCAAUUCCUAUCUGCUUCCUAACUGACAAAGCUUAGGGAAGCCAGAGUUAUUCCUUCUCCUUUCCAACCCGGUCAGCUCAACUUAGAAUCUUAUGUUAGUUUCAAAUAAAAAAUAGUUUGGCCACUUAAGUAAUAUUUAUGAAUCUUUCAAAUUAGCUUCCUCUUAGAAUCGAAGGGCAAGUUCAAAGCAAAUAUUUCAUAAUUUUUUCUUUAAGAGUGAAAAAUGUAUAAGGUCACAUGUACUGCCACACUGCUUCUUUGUAUAUAGAGGUGUUGAUAUCUUUGGUAGUUUUACAGACGUCAAAGGAAGAAAACACAUUGAAAAUGAGAAGCUAAGACCAAUUUUUAUUUUUAAGAUCUGUGGGAAAAAAGAAUGACUGAUGGAUCAUAAAUAAUUUUUAUUUGUUUUCUUUUGUGCUAACAUGUUUGAAUUACUUGUAACUAAUCUUCUGGGCCUGCCAUCAUUCGCUAGGGUUUCCUUGUGUAUAUUAAAUUAAAAUCAGAAUUCAGAGGUAAUA
Messenger RNA from Balaenoptera musculus (blue whale), 1470 nucleotides. RefSeq names its product transmembrane 4 L six family member 4 (gene TM4SF4). The transcript is spliced from 5 exons. The record is from RefSeq and is a predicted model, not a curated record. NCBI's taxonomy places the organism in Eukaryota, Metazoa, Chordata, Mammalia, Artiodactyla, Balaenopteridae. Gene Ontology annotation, cellular component: membrane. Bases 264 to 875 code for a protein of 203 amino acids.